Messenger RNA from Lotus japonicus, 1323 nucleotides. Its product is annotated as F-box/kelch-repeat protein At3g23880-like. The record is from RefSeq and is a predicted model, not a curated record. The transcript has a single exon. Lineage: Eukaryota; Viridiplantae; Streptophyta; Magnoliopsida; Fabales; Fabaceae. Bases 698 to 1258 code for a protein of 186 amino acids.
AUUGAAGGCAGAAAGAGUAUAGCAACUAUCAAGGGGAUUAGGUUAUCAUUACGUCUUCUAAAAACACUAAUGGCGCCAACCUCCACCGUUUCAUCACCAACCUCACCUUCACUCUGUUCCACCCCCAACCCACCCUGCGACCUACAUCCGCCAAUCCUUCCGAUCGAGAUCGUGGAAGAAAUCAUAAUCAGGCUUCCGGUGAAGUUCCUCUCGCAACUCCGCUGCGUCUGCAAGUCCUGGAACGCCCUAAUUUCCGAUCCCAAAUUCGCCAGAAGGCACCUUCGCCGUCUCAACCGCCGCAUCCUCCUCGUAAGGUUCAGCGAACACCGCUCACAUAAUAUCAAUUUCAUGUCGUACCCACUCCCCUCCGUUCUCAAGGCGGCUGCGACCACCAUUGGCACACAUCAUCCGUUGAAACACCACCGUGAAUAUUCAGUCGUUGGCUCCUGCGAUGGCAUCAUCUGUUGUUGGAAGUUCAUCUGCGAAUUUGGUCUUAACUUUUUCGUAUGGAACCCUUCUACUCGGAAAUUCUGGGAAUUACCGCUUUUGGAACAAGACCUAGAGUCAUAUUCGAUUCUUACGUGCGGGUUUGGUUACGAUCAUCUCUCUCAGAGUUUCAAGGUGGUUGUGAUAUUUUUUUUCUAAAUGUUGGGCACGCGGUUGCGAAACUCUAACUCAUGUCACUCAAACUUGUGUCAUGGUUCAUACUUUGGGCUCCAAUUCUUGGAGAAAGAUUGAGGAUUUCCCUGGUGUCCCCUAUCAACGUGGUAGUGAUGGUGGGAAUUUUGUGAGUAAUGCUGUUAAUUGGUUGGCACGCGAUACGGCGGGUAUUUUUUCUCUUGAUUUGGGGAAGGAGACUUAUGAAGAAUUUUUGCAACCUGAUUAUGGAAUUGAGGUGGAUUACAAGAUCUUGGAUGUCACGAGAGAUUGUUUGUGCAUACUUGCUAAUUCAGAUUUUUGGGUUAUGAAGGAGUAUGGGAAUAGUGAGUCAUGGACUAAAUUGUUCAGUUUUUCAUCAAACUUCUUAUCUCGUGUGCCUUUAGACUGGUAUCGGUUUAGGAAGCACCACUUACUUUGUGUUCUGGAGAAUGAUGAAUCACUGGUCUACCCUGGUUGUCGGAAUGUAUAUGUUUAUAGUCACAAAAAUGACACUUUUAGGAGGUCUCGUCUUGAAAAAAAAAUUGGUUUGAUGAAACACAGGCGUCUUGUGAUUAAAGAUAUAUAUGUUGAGAUGGAGAGUUUGAUUUCACCUUGGUAGAUUAUGUGUGCUUUUGCACUUUUGGAUAACAUUCCUCGGAAUAUAUCAACUACACUUUAUGUUCA